AUGACACUUGUAAGGCCGAGGCCUGCUUCUGCUAUUGCGCGGGUGGUCAGAUCGGUAGAUGCGCAGAGGUGCGAGGAACGGAGGUGGGGUGAGAGGCAGGUGGGCUGUGGUGAGCGAGCACGGCUCGGCCGGCUGGGUUCGCAGCUGGGCCGGCGUCCUGCGCUGGGGGCGCCGCCGACCGCGGCCGCCGGGCUGCGCCACUCGGCGUCCUUCUCGUGUCUGCCGAGGGGCGGCGUCGGCGCCGGCGCGGCCGCGGGGGCGGGCGUGGGAGGCCGCGGGCCGCACCGCGCGCGCACCGCCACGCUGCCGUCGGCCGCCGCCGCCGCAGACACGGACUACGGCUUCGUGACGCGCCGGGCGCCGCCGCUGCUCGAGGAGGAGGACGACGAGCCGCCCCCGGCCGCCGCCGCCGCGGUGCGCAAGAGCGCCAGCCUGCUGUCGCCGCCCGCCUGGUGGCGCCGCCACCCCUGGGCGCGCUGA
Schistocerca americana (American grasshopper) is the source of this 480-nucleotide messenger RNA. RefSeq lists its product as uncharacterized. The coding region runs from base 1 to 480 and encodes 159 amino acids. The transcript is spliced from 2 exons. The record is from RefSeq and is a predicted model, not a curated record. Lineage: Eukaryota; Metazoa; Arthropoda; Insecta; Orthoptera; Acrididae.